Verticillium alfalfae VaMs.102 is the source of this 1245-nucleotide messenger RNA. RefSeq lists its product as hypothetical. The transcript is spliced from 2 exons. Gene Ontology annotation, biological process: RNA processing. Gene Ontology annotation, molecular function: RNA-3'-phosphate cyclase activity. Lineage: Eukaryota; Fungi; Ascomycota; Sordariomycetes; Glomerellales; Plectosphaerellaceae. The record is from RefSeq and is a predicted model, not a curated record. The coding region runs from base 1 to 1245 and encodes 414 amino acids. Gene Ontology annotation, cellular component: nucleus.
AUGGAGCACACUUCCAAGCCUAUACAGCUUGAUGGUUGGACCGGAGAGGGUGGUGGCCAGGUUCUGCGUGUGGCCGUCGCGCUCGCAGCCGUUACGUCGCAGCCGGUGACAGUAUCCGAAAUCAGGGGUAAUCGUCUGAAGUCGCAGCACGCCACCUCCAUCCAGUACCUGGCCGCCGCAACAGCUGCCACCACUACGAGCUUGGCCGUCGGCGCGAGAUGCCUCACCUUCUCUCCGACCCUGCCACCAGCCGACCUCGCACAGCGUCACAUCGCCAUCACUCCCGAGUCGCCCGGCGCCAGCGCCCUCCUCAUCCUCCAGGCCCUGCUGCCUUUCCUCAUCUUCGCCGCGGGCGACCCCAUCACCCUCGAUAUCGCCGCCGGCACCAAUGUCAGCUUCUCCCUCUCCUGGGACUACGCCGACCAGGUCCUCCUCCCAGCUCUCGAGUCCCGCUUCGGCAUCAGCGUGACACGCACGCUGAUCCGGCGCGGCUGGUCCCUCGGACCCCCGAGCCGCGGCGCCAUCCGCUUCGGCAUCACGCCCCUGGAAAGGGGCGAGAAGCUGCGCCCGCGACAGCAGCAGCCGCCCGAGCACACAAGAGCGUGUCGGGGUGUAACAGCCGUCGAUGUCACGAUCCUGGCGCCGCGCCAUCUGCACGGGGACCUGCAGGCCGGGCUGGUCGAGCAGGUCAGCAACCGCCUGCCCGCUUCCGAGGUCGUCUUCCGCACCGUGGAGGACUCGGGCCACAAUGCGCGCGUCUACGUGCUCCUCGUGGCACGGUCGGCUGGCGGCCUGCGUUGGGGGCGGGAUGUUCUCACGUCGACGCCCCAAGGGGGCAAAAGCAAGGGGCGGGCGAGGGCCAAGGAGGGGGAUUUUCCGACGGCACUUUCGAGGAAACUGGUGGUGGAGCUGGCGCGGGAGGUCGAACGGCCUGGCGUCUGCGAUGAGUACUUGCAGGAUCAGCUCGUUGUGUUCCAGGCACUUGCGAGGGGCAAACAGUCAUCCGAAGAGACGAUGCCUCAGUGGAGGGAGAGUCGUCGACAGUCAAGCUACGCAGGCGAUCGAGGGGCUCGAGAUCGGAGAUCGGCGGAGGAGGGACAAGGCAACCGACCCUUCGGGCAGGGAAGCUUACACUCGCAAACGGCAAGAUGGGUCGCCUCAGAAAUGCUGCCGGUCGUCAAGUGGUACAACAAGGGAACAAUCUGUGAAGGGGCAGGGGUGAGUGCCAAAAAUAGCAGCUUGUGA